CAAUGUAAAAUAACAACACCAGGUUUAUUAUCAUACAAGUUUCAUAUAAUAUCAUAAACAUAGCUAAGAUUCUAUUUAAAUCCGCUUAAGAAAAGUUUACGCGCUAACGGCACAAUCUAAAGACUACAUCACCCAGCUCUGCGCGCUAUGAAACCGAGGCAGCGUAAACAGUACUUCAGGAACAUGAAAAGAUCGGAUGACAGUGAGAGGGAAAAGAGGAGAAAGAGGCGGAGGCUUAUACAGGAACUGGGAGAGCAGAGGAUUCCCUACCUUUCUCCUGCAGACCCAGGAUUUCAGGAACUGUGGGACUCCAGUUAUGCAGGACUGGCUUUACGACAGUCUAGUGCCUUGCCAGAUGGUCUCCAUGAGAGAGUGCAGUCUGCUUUGAUAACUCUUCAGCGGUGUGGAUGUCUCCUCCGAGAUCUUGUCCGAGUCCGAGACCGGGACGUCUUCACAGCCGUUUCGCGUGCUCUCGUGGGUCAGCCGGGCUACACAUACCGUUAUCUGAACACCCGUCUGUUCACCAUCCCUUGGCACUGUGAGGGAGAAGAAGGCCAGAAAGAUGAGAAAGAGAAACCUUGCUGUGACUCCGACCUGAGGGACGCUUGCAAAGCAUUGUGGGAGCUCAAUCAGUUCUUUUGCUCAGAUGUGAAGCAGCAGACAAAUGCAAGAGGCGUCAAGCGUUCCCGCAGUGACACCGAAAACAGUGAAGAGACACCAGGGGAGGGGAUGUGCGAAGAGAGUGUGAAGGACCGGUUACUUGAGGAGAAGCAGGAGAAAGAGAAGAAGGAGGAAGAGGAAGAAGACAGCGGUCAGGGCUGCUCUCAUUCCUCACCUCCUUCAUCCACUCCGCCACCUGAUGUGGCCGGCCUAGUUCAGUUUAACAUGACCCUCAUCAACUACAUGGACCCCACAGCCAUGACCCAGCUGAAGGAAGAGCCCUAUUAUGGAAUGGGCAAGAUGGCGGUGGGUUGGCAUCAUGACGAGAACCUGGUUCCUCUGUCACCAGUUGCUGUCUACAGCUAUAGCUGCCCAGCAGAGCCAAAGAAUGAAGGUGAGAGGUCUAAUGUCUUGGGUAGAGCGUAUAAUAUUGUAUCAGAUCCAUGA
Sinocyclocheilus rhinocerous is the source of this 1107-nucleotide messenger RNA. RefSeq names its product alpha-ketoglutarate-dependent dioxygenase FTO-like. NCBI's taxonomy places the organism in Eukaryota, Metazoa, Chordata, Actinopteri, Cypriniformes, Cyprinidae. The transcript has 3 exons. The record is from RefSeq and is a predicted model, not a curated record. Gene Ontology annotation, molecular function: ferrous iron binding; broad specificity oxidative DNA demethylase activity; mRNA N6-methyladenosine dioxygenase activity. Bases 148 to 1107 code for a protein of 319 amino acids. Gene Ontology annotation, biological process: DNA alkylation repair; RNA repair; regulation of multicellular organism growth.